Messenger RNA from Sinocyclocheilus grahami, 1344 nucleotides. Its product is annotated as calcium-binding protein 2-like. The coding region runs from base 461 to 1147 and encodes 228 amino acids. Gene Ontology annotation, molecular function: calcium ion binding; calcium channel regulator activity. The record is from RefSeq and is a predicted model, not a curated record. The transcript is spliced from 8 exons. Gene Ontology annotation, cellular component: cytoplasm. NCBI's taxonomy places the organism in Eukaryota, Metazoa, Chordata, Actinopteri, Cypriniformes, Cyprinidae.
AGGAGCCUGUUGAGACUGGGGAACAGAAGGAGAAGGAGGAACUCGACCUCAGACCUAUCGUGGAUUCUGUUUUUGGCCAACUUGCAAAUGAAAUCAUUUGCAUGGGAUUGCCAUCUGUGAGGAAAGUGAGUGGAUAGGGAAGAGAGGGAGAGACGUGGAGAUUAAGCGAGAUAUGAAGAUGACAAGAAUAGGUAAAAGUAUGCUUGUUUUAUGAAACAUAAUGUUAUUUGUAUUUUGCUUUUGCUUUGUCAGAUAGUUAUAAGAGAAGGGUCUGAGAUGAAAAAGAAUGCAAAGGUUUAUAGAUAUAUUUGUUGGGUUGGUUUAGGAAACUAAACAAUGUGGACUUUUAAGUAGCUUAAUAUGGAAGCAGUUGAGUGUUGUAUUGUCAGUCCACUCGAUAAAUUAAUUAUAUAAAAAGGGCAGAAGAGGAGAGGAGGGCAUCUUCACUGAGGACUAAGGCAUGGGAAACUGCACCAAACCAUCCCUGAAAAACAAAAUUAAAAAGGGUGUGGCUGAGGGUAAAGGGGCUGGGCCAGUGGUGCCAGGGCCCCGCCCACCCGGAGAAGCAGAUGGAGAAAAUGAAGUAACUUCUGAGUUUAAGGGGCCUCUGAAUGCACUAGUCCAAAACUGCACCAUGCUGCAUAACAUCGUUGGACCAGCAUGCAUCUUCCUAAGACAGGGCUUCGCAAAGUCACAGCUCGACAGGGAACUGCGGCCAGAAGAGAUAGAAGAACUAAGAGAAGCCUUUAAAGAGUUUGAUAGGAACAAAGGCUACAUCAACUGCAGGGACCUGGGAGAAUGCAUGCGGACGAUGGGAUACAUGCCAACAGAGAUGGAACUCAUUGAACUGAGUCAACAAAUAGGUGGGGGUAAAAUUGACUUUGAGGACUUUGUGGAGCUCAUGGGCCCCAAAAUGCUGGCAGAAACAGCAGACAUGAUUGGAGUCAAGGAGCUGAGAGAUGCCUUUAAAGAGUUUGACUCCAAUGGAGAUGGGCAAAUCAGCAUCACAGAACUGAGAGAAGCCAUGAAGAAGCUAAUGGGGGAGCAGCUAAACUCCGGGGAUAUUGACGAUAUAAUUCGUGAUGCUGACCUCAAUGGGGACGGACUUGUUGAUUUUGAAGAGUUUGUGAGGAUGAUGUCACGCUGAUGGAUUAUUUUCAUCAUGAGACUCUAAGAGGGACACAUGGUGCAGCAAUCUUCAACAUGCCUACAAUUUGUAAAAAUGAUGUUUCAUUUUAUUUAUUAAAUAAGCAUUAUUAUGCAAAAGAGCAAUGUCUCAUUUCAAUAGAGUAAUGUUGUAAAUGUACUGUUUAACUGGUAGGCCUAUUUUCAAAGAUGUAUUUG